CCCCAGACAUUUGACGGUUUCGACGUCAAACGUCAAAUUCGAACAAUUCGAAUUCCUCAGUUCAGUACUUUAAGCGGCAAAUUAUGGCGGAAAACAUCAAACAUCAGAAAUUCAUGUAGAACUUUCAUUUAUUACACCAUCAACAAGAUGGAGGCGGAAAAUUCGGCUCAGUUCGCUGCGUUAGCCUCAAGUCUCUUCAAUAUCACCACUUUAUUGAAAUGUCCUAUCUGUUCAGAAAUUUUGAAAAAUCCUAUUGAACUAUGCUGCAAUCACUUGUUUUGUUCGUCGUGCAUCGAACGUUACUUAAAUGGAAAUAGUUAUAACUGUCCAGUGUGCUUCACCAGAACAAUGAAGAGUCGGGCUCAACCAGCACUUGAAACUGAAGGUGCUUUCAAAUUUGUACAAAGUUUAUGCAAGAAGCUGAAAGAGAUUCCGGUAUUACCUUCAUCUUCUACCCCUACUAGUAAGAUUCCUACAAAGAAAGUUCCAGAAAGUAAAGGGAAAACUAUUCCUGCAAAACCUGUGAAAAAUAAAUGUUUAUCUCCAAAAACUACUAAGAAAUUGACACCUAAAUCACCUAAGAAGAGUGAAGACAAGCCUCAAGUUGCAACAAAACAAACUGAAACCAAUCAACCAAAAUUAGUGGUGAAAAUAGCCAGACAUGAACAAAUUGUAGAGCCUUAUGAGGAGAAUGUCCUCAAGUGGCUGAGUAACAGUCAGAAUAUGUUUCAGCGAAAGACACAAACCCAACAGAAAGUUGAAAAGGAUGCGAAACAUGACAAGAUACCGAAACAUUUGAAAUCAGUUUCACAACGUGCUGUUCAACGUAGAACUCUGCCGGCUAGGGAAGCGGUGAAUCAAAAUUAUCAACGAAACUGUCGGUCUCUAGAGUCUUUAUCUGACAAAGAAACAAAUUCCGGUAAAUUGGCUGAACAUGCAUUGGAUAGUCCUGUUGAUGUAAAUGAAAUGGAAGAAUCAAAAAUAGAAGAUAUUGAUAGUCUUCCCAUGGUUACCAAAGCUGAAAUAUGUAGAGAGAUUGAAGAACAAUGUUUGGAAGCAAUCAAUCAAAACGUAACCCGAAAGUCAGCCGGUAAAAAACGAAAAAAGCCGGAAGAAAAAAGUCCUAUUGAGGCUGCGGACAAGUCGAGAAGAUCUGAUUGGACGAGAAUUAAUAAACUAGCGAGUAAAAUCGACCGUGUUGAUGGAAUUCCGAAAAAGUUGAAAAUUUCCAGCGCGCAAAUUGAGAAAGAAAAUCAUGACACACAAUUCAGUACCACCACGGCAUCACAAUAUGGAAGAAUGGCGAAUGAAGCUGAAGCCGGCGGCAGUGGUAUGAAGUCUAAUGCUAAAAAACUAAAAAUGGAAAAGUUUCAAAAGGAGAUGGAGGUUUGUAAGAGGCCCAAGGUAGCGACAUCUAUCGCAGGUGAAUCAGUUGAUACAAACUCAACGAUUAUUAUCGAUUUUAAUCCGAAUUACAAGGUGGGAAUUUUGAAUACGGCGAACACCGACGAGAAAGGUUCACCAGUUAAAAAUGUCGAAAUAGAAGCGGAUGAUGAAGAUGACAUUUUUAUGCUGGCAACUCAACCAAUAAUUCACAAUACCAAUGAUAUUAUACCUCAAACACCUUCACCACUGUCUGCUCAUAGUGUUUUUAAUAAAUGCGAUGAGUUCCUACGGCAAUACAACGAUUUGAAGGCAAGUUUCUCAACUUUUUUGACCAAUGAAACGGAUAACAUGAAUUACCAUAAAGUAUCUUUGAUACAGCAAUUAUUACAAAGCUUUGAACCGAAAUGUUCCAAAAUAAGUGCCAUUUUAACUUGUAAAGAUGAAAGUUUAGAGCGUUUCCUCGAAACACUGCCCAAUCAAAGCACACAAACUGAUGAUACCACUGUUAAAACUUACAGUGCACACGUACAAACAUUGCAAACUUUGUCAGCUUCAAAAAUGGUACAGACUUCACCUCCAGCACGUACAAUUCCAAGAAAAUAUGUUGAAUAUGGUGUUCAAACUUCGCCGCCUAAAAGUGGUAACAAUUCGUCUGUCAGAACAAUACCGCCGAUUGCAGAAGACAGUGAGAUGAAAAAUACGUUGGAUUGUCUUGAUUUUGACACGCAGGCUGCUAUUAAACAGGCAGAAAUUAAUAAAGGUGAGACUUUUACGAAUAUGUACACGGAACAAAUGCCGCUUACUGCGUUUAUAAACGGAAUACAAAUGCGUUCACCGGGAAUAUCUGCUGUAAACAGUGAGUUAGGAACUGAGAAUGAACCUCCACAAAGCAAUGUGCGGGAAGUAGAUAAAACUCAAAAUAUUGACAAAAAAUCUCGAAGAAAGCUAUAUUCAAGUCCUGGCGGCGGGACAUCAAGCUCUCUUUCAGACCACAUUGGUAUUACGAAUAAGCGCGUGAAACCCUUGACUAUUAGUGAUUCGGAAGACGAAGAACCACUGCCAGUUGUUAAUCAGUAUAUAAGAGAAGAUAUUUCAGUUUGCUUUGAUUCGGAAAGUCAGAAAGCUGCUGAACAUGAUGAGAUGAAUUCGCCUAACGUUGAUAAAUAUUUGGACGAUGUUUGGAAUCGACUCCAAGAUCAACUUGAAAGCAGUAAGAAGAACGAUAAUUGCCAGCCGAAAGCAAUCCAAACUGCCAUUAAAACAAAUACUCAGGAUUUAAUCGCGAAAUGUGAACAAAUGAUAUCCAACCCAGUGAAUCGUCAUGUAUCCUCACUUCCUCGCGUAAAACAAAAGGCUACUUCACAGAAAGCAAUACCUAGUUCAGCUGAUUUGCUCACUGACAGUAUUUUCCAAGAUAAUGAUGACGAGUUAUUUGAAAAUUACGCUACACCUUCGCCAUGCACAUCUUCUAGGGACAAGCCAAAGUCGACCCUACAUAACCUACACUCGGAGCUAAUCUAUAAUGACUCCAACAGUAGUAUUUCCACGAAUAUACUUGAUGAGAAUCCAAUGCAGGUGACUGCAAUUCGGGUUUUACAGGAUGUGCAGAUUCGGCCUAACAAAAUUGCUGAAAAAUCUGUGGUGCAUGUGGAAAGCGAUGAAGAAUUGAUAUUCAGUACACCGGAGACUACUCCGACGAAGUUUAGAAAGCCGGAAGUUCCGUGUGAAGAAGUUGUAUUAGCUCCGCCGCCUGAUUUUCAAGAUGAUGCAGCGGAUUUUGUGCGUUCUAUUACUUCGCAACAUCCUAUAUGGAAUACGACUCAAAAUACUUUGAAUCUGUCACCGAUUCGAGCGUCUGGUUCUCUUCAAUCGAAAAUAACUCCGAAGAGGUCGACACUGAGUGGACACACGAAGAGGGUAACUAGCACGCCACAUUCUAAGCUUACUCCGGUUACACCUACCAUCAAAUCCAAUACCAAUCAACUUCCUAUUACUAAAUUUUUACGUAAAGGAGCGGUGGAUAAAGUGCCGUCAAUGGUUGAAGAAGAUUUCUUCAUUCCCAGCAUGAACAAGAAAUCGAUUGCGGUAGUUGCAUGUACACGUUUGAAUAAGACCCAGAUGAUUGCAAUCAACGCGCUUGCAAAACGUGGACUUGCCAGGUAUUCGAGUGCGUUUGAUUCCAGUGUCACGCACAUGGUUGUUGCUACCAAUGAUGCCAACCAGGCACGCGAUCAUACUAUUAAAUAUGUUAGGGCUGUAGCGGCCGGCAUCUGGGUAGUGAACAGUAACUGGGUGCAGGACUCUUUAAUUCACAACAAAUUAGUGCCUGAGGAAUUUUAUGAGGUUUACGACGUGACGGGACAAGAUGGACCGAAACAAUCUAGAUUAUUUCGGGCAACUAGGCCAUUAUUCGAAGGAUUUAAGAUGUUUGUGGCACCACCUUUCGAACUUAUAACUUCUAUUGAAGUUGAGGAAAUCGUUAAGAGUUUAGGAGGUGUGACUGUUCCAACCGCCGAGAGUUUGCUUCCGAAAGAGGAUUACACUUGCCUUAUUAUUGCAGAGACCGCGCAAACGCAAGACGAUGAACAAUAUUACAAAUAUCAAGAUUGGACAGAUAAACUACACGUCGCGACGGUUGAUUUUGAAUGGUUGACGCGUUCGAUUGGCGCCUACAAGUUGAACAGCUUGCGACGAUUUGCGCUCUGCACUGAUGAAUCUCUCUGUGAGCUUGGUUAUCCAGAACAUUUGCUUGAAAAAGUGGCUUGUUCUUUCACACAACCAUGAUUGGAACUGUUAAAUUAUUUGAGUUUUUUUGUUACAUGUUACAAGAUUAUUUUUUUACGUACGAGCACAAGUUUAAUAGAAAUGAAUUUUCUACUUGAAAUAAAACUUUACGAUAUGCAAA
Messenger RNA from Dalotia coriaria, 4291 nucleotides. RefSeq lists its product as uncharacterized. Gene Ontology annotation, molecular function: metal ion binding; ubiquitin-protein transferase activity. The transcript is spliced from 6 exons. NCBI's taxonomy places the organism in Eukaryota, Metazoa, Arthropoda, Insecta, Coleoptera, Staphylinidae. Gene Ontology annotation, biological process: double-strand break repair via homologous recombination; positive regulation of transcription by RNA polymerase II; negative regulation of fatty acid biosynthetic process. The record is from RefSeq and is a predicted model, not a curated record. The coding region runs from base 148 to 4170 and encodes 1340 amino acids. Gene Ontology annotation, cellular component: plasma membrane; BRCA1-BARD1 complex; BRCA1-A complex.